Molecule: messenger RNA, 207 nt
Organism: Pieris macdunnoughi
Lineage: Eukaryota; Metazoa; Arthropoda; Insecta; Lepidoptera; Pieridae
Source: the annotation of a GenBank genome assembly
AUGGCCGACAACUUACGAGUUGAACCGAGCAGUGCCGAGUCGAUCACGUACAGGGGUACACGCUCGCCUAGACGGCAUUUUAUUGACCGUUUCCAUUGCGAUAUUUCCAGUGUUAAAGGCCGCCGUAUACAAUAUUUAGCUUUACUUAAGCAAAACACAACAAUUCGUGUAGUUGGCUCAGUGAAACGCAUAUUACCCAGUGAUUAA